Cryphonectria parasitica EP155 is the source of this 432-nucleotide messenger RNA. RefSeq lists its product as uncharacterized. The coding region runs from base 1 to 432 and encodes 143 amino acids. Gene Ontology annotation, cellular component: trans-Golgi network. The record is from RefSeq and is a predicted model, not a curated record. The transcript has 2 exons. NCBI's taxonomy places the organism in Eukaryota, Fungi, Ascomycota, Sordariomycetes, Diaporthales, Cryphonectriaceae.
AUGGCUCGUUCAGACUCGUCCUCAGCCUCAUCCGUCGGUGGUGACUCUUCGCUCCCACAGAUUGUCGCACCCGUCCCCGUACGCCCACGUCUCCCGAGCCGCAAGAGCAGCGGCACGAUAAUAGUGCCACGGGAGUCGGCAGAGGCUGUCGAGCCGGCGGAGUUGAGGUUAGAUCCUGGCGACGUCCGCGCUAUGAGCCCUCGGCGGACGAGCGAGGACCUGGAGAAUCUCGGUCGCGAGGCAAGAGACGAGCUGCGGAGACACGCAAAGGCCCUACAGGAAUCACUGGUCGCAAUCUUCAACCGUAUUGAGGCCGUCAAGGAAGAGCACGACAAGCUCGACAGCAACAAUAAGUUCCUGCAGAAAUACAUAGGCGAUCUCAUGAGUACUAGCAAGAUCACGGCCACGUCGUCAAGCCGGGCCAGAAAAUGA